Messenger RNA from Lathyrus oleraceus (garden pea), 1889 nucleotides. RefSeq names its product ethylene-responsive transcription factor RAP2-13. The record is from RefSeq and is a predicted model, not a curated record. NCBI's taxonomy places the organism in Eukaryota, Viridiplantae, Streptophyta, Magnoliopsida, Fabales, Fabaceae. Gene Ontology annotation, molecular function: DNA-binding transcription factor activity; sequence-specific DNA binding. The transcript has a single exon. Gene Ontology annotation, biological process: regulation of DNA-templated transcription. Gene Ontology annotation, cellular component: nucleus. Bases 544 to 1596 code for a protein of 350 amino acids.
UAAUCUCACAUUCUCAGAACCAAGAGUGAACGAGAGUUUCAUUUCAUAAUUGAGAGUGAGAGAAAAAAAAAGGAGUGUUCUCAUUUUUCAGUUUUCAAGAUUUUACUGUUGUAGUCUUCUUUUUCACACCCCCCUCUCCCUCUCUUUACAUCCCCGCUUCUCUGUAUCCCUUUCUGUUAAUCAUCUGUCUUUCAUUCUAUAAUAUUUUUUUCGAGUUUUUCUCUUAAAAAACUAUACCCAGAAAAAGUCAGGUGUUUUCAGAAUCGAGAUCCAGUUUUCUUAAUUUUUUUAAAAAAAAAAUUAUUUUUAAUUUUGAAAAUUUUAGUUUAAUCUUUUCUCAUCUUUGAACCAGCCAAGAGGGUUGUUUUUUUAUCCCUCAAAGCUUUUUCAAUUUUUAAAAUAUUUUCUGGAACAAAGAGGUUGUCUAUUUUAAACCUCUUUCACCAAUUUCUUAUUUUUUUCCAAUUUUUUUUACCAAACACAGGUUAAUUUUAUCUAAGAUCUGUGUUUUUUUAAUUUUUAAUUUUUUUGAUAAAUUAGUUUAUGGCAGGUAGAAUGGAUUUCUUCAACAAUUCACAAGAUCCAUUUAAUGGUGAGUUAAUGGAAGUACUUGAACCUUUUAUGAAGAGUUCUUCCACUACUACACCCUCUUCAUCUUUAUCUACACCUCCUUCUCUAAAUUCACACCUCCCUUCAACUUCAUCUCCAUUUUACUCUUCUACCCCUACCUAUUUCACCCCCUCUUUUUCCUCCCCUUCUUUUCCUCCUCCACAGCCCAAUUUAUACACAGAAAACGGUUAUUGUUCAUCCAUGAUGAAUUACCAAUUUCCCUCGGGUAAUUCUUCAUCAACCAGCCAAAAUUUCAUAGGCUUUGAACAACCACAACCAAAUUCUGCAAUUGGGUUAAACAACUUAACUCCAUCUCAAAUCAAUCAGAUCCAAGCCCAGAUCCAGUUUCAGUCUCAACAAGUCAAUCCAAAUUUGAGCUUUCUUGGGCCGAAGCCCGUCCCGAUGAAACAGCCCGGUGCACCUCCAAAGCCGACGAAGCUUUACAGAGGUGUAAGGCAGAGACAUUGGGGAAAAUGGGUGGCCGAGAUAAGAUUGCCCAAGAACAGAACAAGGCUCUGGCUUGGAACUUUUGAUACUGCUGAAGAAGCUGCUUUAGCUUAUGAUAGAGCUGCUUAUAGAUUAAGAGGUGAUUUCGCUAGGCUUAAUUUCCCAAACAUGAAAGACCAACAAGGUAUGUUUGGCGAGUUCAAGACUUUGCAUUCGUCUAUUGAUGCUAAACUUGAUGCUAUUUGUGAGAGUUUAGGCGGUGAUGAUGCGAAGAAAUCAGGGAAAGUGGAGAAAAAAGUGAAAGCAUCUAAGAAGUGUUUGAAAAAAGAGGCUCAAGUUCAAGUUCAACCGAUUGUUGUUGAGGAUGAUGAUAACAAUAAGAAGGCUGUUGUUGAAAACUCUCUGUGUUGUUCUAGUGAAGGGUCUGAUGAUUCUUCUCUACUUUCUGAUCUUACUUUUGGUGAUUCUGGUGAGCCAGAGUGGGAACAGUUUAAUCUGCAGAAGUUUCCUUCUUAUGAGAUUGAUUGGGAUUCUCUUUGAAAGAUAAGAUGAUAGGGUUUUAGUGGUGGUGGCUACUGCAAUUUGAGUAUUUGAAAAUUGUAGUGCUGCUUCAUUCUUCUAUGUUAGGUUUGGAGUUAUUUGUAUUAUUAUGUGAAAUAUGUUGUAAAUCUAUUUCUACCUUGGUCAGCUGGCUUUUUUACUUGCAUGGCUAAGGAGAAUGACUUCGGCUUAGGAUUUAUAUAUGUAUUGAUGUUGGUCAUAUAGUAUCUUACAUUAUUCAUGUAAUUUGAUUCUAAUGAGAAUACAUUUAUGUACUAGUACUUUAUUACUUA